CGUAGCAGUCUGAAGGAGCCAUUUUGUUUAGAGCGUUGUGAUACGGAGGGUAGUUCGCGCAUGCGCGGUGCGGCGUAAACACCGUAUUACGGGCAGUAAUCGUACGCCAGUCGCCGCGGGUGGUCGUUUCGCAUUGUUUCGGAUCGUGUGUGCCGUGUGCAUUGUCAAACUGUGGAUUUUUCCUGUGAUUUUUAAGAUGAGGGCGCCGUGACCACGGACGGGCUGCUCAGCGCCCUGGCCCGCCUGCGUCGCACCCCUCACCCCCACCCGUCCCCUAACCCCGCACGUACCGCGGAUGGGCGUCACCAAUCUCCCAAAAUCCAGUCGCCUCGACCCUCCCCUGAACGCGCCGCAGGUGCCGACGAGAGCAUGACAGUGGCACGCGGCGAUGGCUCCCCGGAGCGACUCGGAGGCGCGUUACGCCGGCUACACUAUAAGGCCACUAGGCGGGCGCACUCUGUCGGGCGACACCAUACAAACACGCCACCCAAGGUGGUCGUCAUGGGCAGCAGCACGACCUCAGACAAGACCAUCAACACGAGCACCGACUCGGCGGCGACGGCGCUCACCUCCGUCACCGGCACUGAUGACUCCAUGGACGCGGAGCCCGAGGGCGCCACCAACCUCAUCGACUGUCCGCACAUACACCCCACAACGCAGGAACCUCCCAGCACAGCCCCUCCCCACUACCACAGAGCGCAAGACAGCUCAGAAAUAGACUCCCCAUCCUACACCAAGCCGCAGUCGGCCACAGACAUAUUAGACUCCCCACGGCCCGGCCCGGCGCGCUUCGUUUUCGACGUGCCAUUGCCAGAACCGAAAAAAGAAGAGCGAAAGCCAAGACCAGAAAAAAGAAACAAGACCACAGUCCAAGAAACGGCGCCUUCAGCUUCCAUACAAAUCCCCUACGACUCCAAAACGGAGACGCCAAAAAGCCCAAAAAUCAAUCACACGAAAUACGAAUCGCAUUUCAAAUUUGAGCCAGAAAAAAGGAGGGCCAGUGAGAAAUUUGAGGCAGACAAAAGGAGGGUCAGUGAGAAAUUUGAGGCAGACAAAAGGAGGGUCAGUGAGAAAUUUGAGGCAGACAAAAGAAGGGGGAGCGAGAAAUUUGAGCCGGAGAAAAGGAGGGGGAGUGAAGCGAGGAAGAAGAAGGAUAAGGAGUAUUAUAAGGAUGAUGUGGCGAAGUUGAGGAGGCAGUUGGAGGGGACGGAGGUGUUCACGGCGGCCAGGAGGAGAUCCUCGACGCAUCAGCAUUCGGUGCCGCCGCCGUCUUCGAGGAGGCAGUCUACAGCGGCCCAAGUCCACGUGACAGCCAACCCUUUAGACGCCGCCAGCUCCAUGGCCCCCGGCCGCACAACCAUCGUGGUGCAGCAGCCAUCUCUUUCCCUCGACUACGGCGGCUGCGCGACCAUCCUCGUGCGGGACGGAGACGACUGCAGGCGCAAGAGCCGCGUCUGCAGCGACCACAUACAGCAACUGCUUGAUGUGACGAGCCACUUCACCAGUGAAGACGUGGACGAGUUUGACAAGAGAUACGGCAGUCCGCACCAUGCCCGGUCACAGUCGGUCAAGGCAGCGAGAUCGCGGACGGGCGAGCGUCAACUACUGGGGCUGCCCCAGCAAAGGGCACGAGUGGCGUCUAUGCCCAAUACUGGGGUCGAGGAGGAGUACUAUAGACUGAGGCAUUUUAGUAUAACUGGUAAAGGCGUCGUAAAUCGGGGGGACUCUCUCCGGUCGAGAAGAUCGCGGUCCAACACUUCCGUGGCCUCAAGCGCGUCGAGCACGGAGGCCGUUAAUCGGGCGUCUGCACCUUGUUCUUUACCUUCUUCGAGGGAUUCCUCAGCGGGUCUCAGCUCUUAUCGGGUAUUGGUGCUCGGAGCGCCGGGGGUUGGGAAAUCAAGCCUUGUGGGUCAAUUUAUGACGUCAGAGUACCUACACGCGUACGACACUAGUAUAGACGACGAAUCUGGCGAGAGGUCGGUCUGCGUGCUUCUAGCUGGUGAGGAGUCGGAGAUCACCUUCAUGGACGCGCCCGCCGAUCAGCUAGUGACGGACGGCUGCGCCCAUGGGUACUGCGUAGUCUAUUCUACAGCCGAUCGCGGUAGCUUUGCCGAAGCCGAGCGAAGGCUGCAAGGACUAUGGGCGGCAGGUCAUACAAACCGGCGAGCCGUCAUACUAGUGGGCAACAAGGCUGAUUUGGCGCGGUCGAGAGCUGUCAACACGGAUGAGGGCAAAUCGCUCGCGACCUCAUACGAGUGCAAGUUCAUCGAGACCUCCGUCGGGAUCAACCACAAUGUGGACGAGCUGCUGGUGGGCUUGCUGACGCAGAUACGACUGAAACAGCAACACGCCGAGCGAGUUAGAAAACGCAGCAGUACGCGCAAGAAUCGCGGACGCGCGCGCUCCCCCCAGAACGAUGUUACGGCGCCCGCGCCGCCGCAGUCCGUCUCCGCCGCCAGUACGCCGAGAAAACGCACGCGGCUAUCUGCUAGCGUUAAGGUGCGAGGCCUCCUAGGCCGCGUGUGGGCCCGGGACUCCAAGUCCAAGUCCUGCGAGAACCUGCACGUGCUCUAGCACUCGGCCGCCGACCCCAUCACCUGCUUCCCGUUCUUCGACUGCGCCACUAGCUACGCUUAGAAUUCUACAAACCUCGACAGUGUUG
Molecule: messenger RNA, 2662 nt
Organism: Cydia amplana
Lineage: Eukaryota; Metazoa; Arthropoda; Insecta; Lepidoptera; Tortricidae
Exons: 16
Coding region: 370-2574 (734 amino acids)
Cellular component (GO): plasma membrane
Molecular function (GO): calcium channel regulator activity; GTPase activity; GTP binding
Source: RefSeq, a predicted model, not a curated record